Silurus meridionalis is the source of this 2094-nucleotide messenger RNA. It is a transcript of the gene riox2, whose product is annotated as ribosomal oxygenase 2. NCBI's taxonomy places the organism in Eukaryota, Metazoa, Chordata, Actinopteri, Siluriformes, Siluridae. The record is from RefSeq and is a predicted model, not a curated record. Gene Ontology annotation, cellular component: nucleolus. Bases 143 to 1663 code for a protein of 506 amino acids. Gene Ontology annotation, molecular function: histone H3K36 demethylase activity; histone H3K4 demethylase activity. The transcript is spliced from 10 exons.
CCACCAUGAUACUGUACCAGUGCAAGUAUUUCUAAUGAAGACAUGGUUUGCCAAGAAAGGAGAGGAACAACUCAGGGCCUGAUCUCACAACCUCUGACUCUUGUGUCUGAAUGAACGCACUUUUCCACAGAAACACUCCAAAAUGGAGAGAAAAGAUUUCCUAGAAGGGUGGAGGCUUUUACAACGGGAAGAAGGGAAGAAUCUGGCAAAGAUGCCUAAAAAAGGCAGAUCAGCAGUAACCUGUCCUGCGAAGAAGAAGCAGGAGGACAUGAAAGUGCCUGCUAAACACAGAAAGAUGGACUCCACGAGCUCUGAGUCUCCACUGUGCUUCGAUUCACCAGCCAGCCUCUUCCAGAGUCUGAUCUCACCCACGACUGCGGAUGAGUUCUUUCGUGAGUACUGGGAGAAGAAACCGUUGCUGCUGCAGAGGUCAGACCCAGCACUCGUAGCUUAUUACCAGUCCCUCUUUCAGCUGUCAGAUCUUAAGCAACUGUGUGCCCAGGGCCUGGAGUACGCCAGAGAUCUGAACGUAGUACGCUGCGUAAAUGGUGAAAAGGUGGUGAUGAAUAAUGAAGGGCGAGUGAAAUAUAACCAGCUGAGGAAGGAUUUUACUCAGAAGAAAGUGACUAUUCAGUUUCACCAGCCACAGAGGUUUAAGGAUGAGCUGUGGCAUAUUCAGGAGCGACUGGAGUGUUUUUUCGGGUCGCUGGUCGGAUCCAACGUCUACAUCACACCUGAGGAUUCUCAGGGUCUGCCUCCUCACUAUGAUGAUGUAGAGGUGUUUAUUCUGCAGUUGGAAGGUCAAAAGCACUGGCGCCUGUACGAGCCGACUGUUCCACUGGCCCGAGAGUACAGCACAGAGCCUGAGGAGCGCAUUGGAAAGCCCACUCAUGACAUCAUACUGAAGGCAGGUGAUCUGCUGUACUUCCCCAGAGGAACCAUUCACCAAGCAGACACACCAGCAGGAGUGGAGCACUCUACACACCUCACUCUCAGCGCAUAUCAAAUCAUGUCAUGGGGUGACCUUGUGUUGGAUGUCUUUCCUGGGUUUAUGUUUGACUCUAUGAAGAAUGACCUCAGCUUGCGUCAUGGUUUACCCAGAAACCUCCUUACUUCUGCACACAUGGGCUCUGAUGUGAAGAAGCAGGUGAGUAUGAUUCUGAGGAAGCUAGCAGAGCGACUGGAGCAGGACGAACAUGAUCUGCGUUCCUCCGAGAUGAAGAGAGACUUCAUCUGCAACAGACUGCCACCAUACCACCUGCAAGAGGAAGACCUUGCUCCAGCUGGAAAAUUGCCAAUGCUGGAGGAUUCGGUGUGUGUGCGGUUUAGAGAGCACAUCGUUUUGACCCUGGAGCCCAGUCCAAACAACACGGACGAAGCUAUGAAGUUGGCAGUAUUCGUGCUACACUCGCUGAAGAACAAAAGGGAAACACACAUGAUGGGGCCUAAGGAUCCUUCUGAUGAGGAAGAUGAUGAAGAGGAGGACGAAGAGGAUGAGACUGCAUUAAAGGGUCUGGAGUUCCCCAUUUUGCACCUCCCUGCUCUGCAGCAGCUCCUUAAUGGAGAGCGCCCCCGUGUGGCUGAGCUGCCACUGCAGCAGGAUGCUGAUAAACUCGGCCUUGUGCUUGGACUCUGGACAGAGGGAUUACUGCAGGUCUGCUAACUAGAAAAGAGCUGAUAUUUGAUAGAGGGUAAAAAUGAAAUUCUUCAGUAAAAAAAAGAAAAAGGCAAUCAGAAGUCAUGUUGAGGGAAAUGGAUAGGCACUUCAUAGUCUUGUUUAUAAGCAACAUGGACCUGCUUUGCAUCUCUGGACUGUCAAAACAGGAUUAAGCUGCUUUACCAAUUGGAAUAUCAGCAGAUGGAUGUAAUGGUUACAUGAGAGAAGGACACAUGACUGUGUAUAACAGUAGAGGUUAUUCUUCUGCUAUAAACUGGGCUAUUGUGUAGUGAUGCAAGCAGCGGGUCUGAUUGACUUGUUGCAAGGAUCCUCUCAGUACCAUUGUAGGAACUUCAACACACACACUUUCUCCUGUUCUCUGCUCCUGUUAUAUUUCAGAUUCUGAAAUCAUCAGAUAAAAGGGUGGAACCUGAAAA